UGCGCUAUUUCGUCUGUAGUCAACCCCGUGUCUAUCUGUACGUUUAUGUCAGACAAAAUCCUUGUAGCUAAAUAGCUAGACAUUGCUAUCUGACAUCCACAUGUUCUUGCGCAGUAGACUAGAAUAGUUAUUUUCUUUACUAAUAACUGGAUUUAGACACAAUUAUCGCUUCUUUCGCUUUCAUUUGAAGGUUUUUGUACGGGUUUACCUUUGACUAUAUCACCACUAAUCAGCUCUAACUUCACCGCGACUGCCACGGGGACUCUACCAUAACCCUGAAGGGAAACGGGUCUUACCGAUUUUCCUUCCCCAGGACAGAUGCACCCUGCUGCCCAGCUUGGCAGGAGCGAUGGGAUGUGUCAACUAGAUGACACAGUCCUGGACCAUGUGAGGGAGCUGAAAGAACAAUCUGCCGCGUUUCUACCAGAGAGAGGGGGUGGCGAGACGGCCAAAACCAAGGAGGAGAGAGGAAUGGGAGUGGGGAAGAAUACCACCUCCAAGUUGAUGGAGGGAGAAGGCGGGAAGUAUGAGGAGGAGAACAAGCACAGCGCAGACUUCUACCCCAUUCCGGUGGUGGUGAAUGGUGUCGGACAGACAGCUGGAGAUCAAGACGCAGAAGACACUGAGCUGAUGGCCAUCUACUCUAAAGAGAACCACAGGGAGGAGAAGAGUUCUAUGUCCGAGACGUUGAACAGUGCCGACAGCACGGACGCCCGGAGGAUGGAUAUGAUCUACACCAUUGAAGACAAGCCUCCCUGGUAUCUCUGUGUAUUCCUGGGGUUACAGCACUACCUGACAUGUUUCAGUGGUACCAUUGCGGUGCCUUUCCUCCUGGCUGAAGCCAUGUGUGUGGGCUUUGACCAGUGGGCGACCAGUCAGCUCAUAGGAACCAUCUUCUUCUGCGUGGGCAUCACCACCCUGCUCCAAACCACGCUGGGCUGCAGGCUCCCUCUGUUCCAGGCCAGUGCGUUUGCCUUCCUGGCGCCUGCCCGAGCAAUCCUGUCACUGGAUAAGUGGAAGUGUAACGCAACAGUGGUUGCGCCCAUGUUCAAUGAGACCAUGCUGCUCAACACUGAGCACAUCUGGCAUCCCCGGAUACGAGAGAUCCAGGGGGCCAUCAUCGUGUCCUCUCUAAUAGAGGUCAGUAUCGGUUUCCUGGGGCUCCCAGGGCUCCUGCUCAAGUACAUCGGGCCCCUGACCAUCACCCCCACCGUGGCGCUCAUCGGCCUGUCUGGCUUCCAGGCUGCGGGGGAGAGAGCAGGGAAACACUGGGGCAUCGCUAUGCUAACAAUCUUCCUGGUGCUGUUGUUCUCUCAGUAUGCCAGGAAUGUACAGUUCCCUCUGCCGGUUUACAAGGCUAAGAAAGGCUGGACAUCUUAUAGAUUACAGCUCUUCAAGAUGUUUCCUAUCAUUAUGGCCAUCCUGGUGUCAUGGCUCCUUUGUUUCAUCUUCACUGUUACCAAUGUUUUCCCGCCGGAGAAAGACAAAUACGGUUACUACGCGCGCACCGACGCCCGCCAGGGGAUACUGGCAGCCGCACCCUGGUUUAAGAUCCCCUACCCCUUUCAGUGGGGAGUUCCUACAGUAACGGCGGCCGGUGUGAUCGGUAUGUUCAGUGCAGUGGUGGCCAGCAUCAUUGAGUCCAUAGGGGACUACUACGCCUGUGCCCGUCUCUCCUGUGCCCCCCCUCCCCCUGUUCAUGCAAUCAACAGAGGUAUAUUCAUGGAAGGGUUGUCCUGUGUUUUGGAUGGGCUGAUGGGGACAGGAAAUGGCUCUACUUCCUCCAGUCCUAAUAUAGGCGUGUUGGGCAUCACCAAGGUAGGCAGCCGGCGUGUGAUCCAAUAUGGUGCCGCUAUGAUGCUGCUCCUAGGGCUGGUGGGUAAAUUUAGCGCAUUGUUCGCCUCCCUGCCUGACCCUGUCCUGGGGGCCCUUUUCUGUACCCUGUUUGGGAUGAUCACAGCUGUGGGACUGUCCAACCUGCAGUUUGUGGACCUCAACUCCUCCAGGAACCUCUUUGUUCUGGGCUUUUCCAUCUUCUUUGGCCUGGUGUUGCCCAGCUACCUCAAGCAGAACCCUCUGGUUACUGGUGUAUUGUCUAUAGACCAGGUGUUGAACGUGCUCCUGACCACAGCAAUGUUUGUAGGUGGCUCAGUGGCAUUUGUACUGGACAACACUAUCCCUGGUACCCCAGAGGAGCGUGGGAUCAGGAAGUUGAAGCGCGGGUCAGGAACCAGUGCUGCAGAGCUGGAGGGGAUGAGAACCUAUGACCUCCCAUUCGGCAUGGACUUCCUGCGCCGCCACACCAUCUUCCAAUACUUCCCCAUUAGCCCCACAUUUAACGGCUACCAGUGGGCCACGAUCCGCAAGUCCUGCAGACAUAGGGGGAGGCAGGGGGAGAUGGGGAAGACAGCAGAGAUGGAGGGAGUCACAGGGGAGAGUGGGGUAUAACAGGCUGGUAGAACCAGGGUGGAGGGCAGGGGGAGAGUGUUUGGAACCAGGGAAGGGAGGAGGUUUUGGGCUCGCAUCAGGGCAGUGUGCCGUGCUCAACCCUCAGUUGUAUGUGCUUAUAUAUAACUCCCUGUUCAUGCCCUAGUCAUGCUGUUAUAACAUGUCAUAAGCAUGUUCAGAACAGUUGUCUACAUAUAGGGGUGUAACAAUGUCUAGCCUCUGCCUUUGUGAGUGUCUUAGACUGGCCCCUUACUGGUUCCCCUAAUUAACGCAGUAUUUCUACUGGAUCCUCAUUACAACACAUUUCUUUUCCCAGUCAACAUGUGUACAUCAGUCAGUCUGUCUACAUUCAUUCAAAGAGGAAUGAAAAGAAAAGGUUUCUUCUCAGCUGUUGAACCAAAAUAUUCGGAUUCUGUUCCACUCCCAAUGGUGUGCGUGCGUGCGUGCCUGGCUACGCCCUCCCACCCAUUUCGAUUGUGGGUUUGUGUGUGUCACUUGACUGAGACAUUCCCUGUUUAAGGACAAAUGAACAAAGACAGACAGAUGGAUGGACGGACAGUAUGUCAUGUUUCAAAGCUGAAUGUUAGUCAGCUCACAGACCCAUUAGGAGUCCAAUACAUUCUGCCAUGUUUGGCGAGGUGGUUAUGGGAAAGGUAGUCUCCUGUUUAUAGGCAACUGGAUGAAAGAUGCGGUGUCUCUUAUAUACGUCUGGAGAUUCUAUUAAUUGUAUCAUAUCUGCAUUUCCGGUUGAUAAUUGGGGACAUGGUGUAUUUGUGUGCAUCUGAUCUAGCAUUUACCUACAACCCUGCCUGUUAAAUGGUGUCUAGUCACUGUUUAUGGUAACACAAACUCCUUAAUUUGCUGUAUAUAUUUUAGAAGUUGGUAUAUGAACAUAGAGUUUAUCAAAUAAAUCACAGUGGCAAAUGUGAUCCCAUCUGUAGAGGUGUGGGCAGAAUGUUUAAAUAUUUUCUGUGAGUUUUUAAGAUAUAAAUGGCACUGUCUCGUGUAAAAGCAGGUCAUCCUUUGGUUACUAAUAUCUGUAGUUUUUGAUAAAAGCGUUAAAUCUCCAAUGUCAUAAAGUCUGCCAACACUAAUCACCACUCAACCAUCGUCAUUUAUGUUGUAUUUUAUCAGCUAGAUUUAGGCCUUUAUUUAAAAAGUAUAUUAUCUAUAUAUUUAUAUAAAUGAGGCUAUGUGCUACUAUGGUUUUGGUUAUCUGUUCUGUCAUUAGGUCUAUGUUUUAAUGUUUUAUAGUUGACUGGAAGUAUAGGUCCAUUGCAUCAAACAUUUACAUUUGCCCCCAAAUAGUUAUAGUUUCUCGCAAUACAGUUGAAUAAUGAUCAGCCACUACCUUUUGUCCAUACGCAUGGUCUGACUUCUGCACAGAAAUGGCCCAACUUUCCCCUAAUUUCCAAUAUUGAUAACUACCAACCUUUGUAGUUUUGUUAUAUCCAGUCUUGUACAUUGACACGUUUGAUGAAUGAAACCCUUGGAUAGGCUUGAUGCAAAUUCACUUUAAACUAAUCACAGUCCUGCACACUACGUACCCACACACACACACACACACACGUUUAUUGCAUGCAGAAAUGCAUAGUCAUGAAGAUCCUAUAGAUUCAAGUGGCUUUUCAGGUGGCAGACCGUAGCCAUGCAAAGUGAUUGUGAUAUUUGUUUUGCACUAUUAUUCGCAAAAGAUAACGCUGGCUGAAAGCUGCUCCUCUAUCUGGCUUCUACCCACAACACAGGCCCAUGUCUAGCCCUCUAAAAGGACUGUUAGCUUCUACCCACAUGAUCUCUGGGGAGUCUAGGUCAGUGUAAGAACUAGGGCUGGGUUUAAGGGCUUGAUUUGGGACUGGGAACGAGGAUUAACUUCCAGGCCUUACUGUGUCAGUAUUAUCUUUAGCAUCGUUAACUAGCUCCACCAAAACCAGCUCUCCCCAGAACAUAGCUGCUGUUUGUUACACCUGGAAUCAAUGUUUUAUGGUUGGCUUCUGCUCAUAAGCCAUUAUUGAAUAGGUUGUAGUCAUUGCUGUAAGUUGUACUGCUUGUAAGGACCUAGAAUCAUAAAUGAUGAGCAACUGGAUUUAUACAGUACAAUCGCAAUUGGAACAAACCUUAUAGUCAUGUUCAGUUGGAUGUGUACAGUACAAUCUGAAGUGGAACAAACUGUAUAGCCAAGUUCAUAGGCAGUUUGGAAGCCCACUUUUUGGGGGUUAAAAUGCUUUAUCAACUAGCAGAAUGCACUUGUUUAGCUGGUUGGGUAGACACUCCCCCACAGAUGUAACUAGGCAAAUGACCAGAAAGGCACUUAGAAACCUUUAGUACCCAAAUGCCUGAUGGCAAGUGUGAAAAUGCAUUUUUGUCCUCGUAGUGCCAAUCCUUUCUCUGAUCUCUAGUGGCCUCCCUCUGCUCUGUCCUGUUGCUCCACACAUUACUGCUGUGUUCAGGUGAACAUGCUGCAUUUCCCCACACGGCACCGUAACCCAGUCGUCCUCACGUUGAAGGUUUGGGGGUGGCCUGGAUGGGGUCUUUUGAGAGGUUUGUACAGGAGAGGGAGAUUGUUGGGGUAUUUCCUUCAAUCGCUCGCUGACUGUACAUUCUUGUCCUGGACUCAUUGAUUCUGACCAUUGUCAUUUUGAGUGUUGUUACUGGUGUCAUUGUUAACUUUGUUGGCGUUCGGCCCUCUCCCUAUUGCUCCCCUGCCUGCUUCCUUCUUCACAUCCAAGUUUUUCUCCCUGACUAUGUGGUAGGGUGUUUCACAUCUGGGGUCAAGUUCAUAUCCAGCAUUAUCCAAUGGAGAGUGCAUCAGAAUGGGACCCGACACCAUAUAUAGUACACUAUGACAAGAGAAUGACUUGUAUAGAGUUGACAUGGAGGCACCCCUGUGAAACACCACAGAAAAGCUGUGUUCUUGUGGGAGCUGUCUUGUAUAGAAAACCACCGGUUGAUGGUUGAGGUAGAGUUGAAUUGUGACUCUUCAUGGCCAGUGUAGUUACUCGACUAAGACACAAGUCUUCAUAAUAUGUUACGUAGACAAGCAGACUGGUGGUGAUCUCCACAGACCCUGAAAGCUAAAGAAACACCUGUCCAUUGUUCAUUCUUUCUUAUUACCUUCUCUUCACUGCACCAAAACAAAGAGUGGUGGAAGUCACUUGUUCUGAGAUUUAAAGAAAUGUUAAGUGACGUUUUAGAUUUCCUUGGUUUUAUCUUGUUGAUCGGUUUUAUUUAUUUAUUUAUGAUUAGUAAGAAAGUUCAUGUUUAGUGAGAUUUAUGACGCUUAUUUGUCUGCCUUAUGCACAGUGUCCAAAAUAUUGAUCCAUUCUGAGUUUACUUGUUCUGGCCCUAUAAGAAUGUUUUUCUGAAUCUCCCAUGCUGCAUAAAGAUGAAGUCAGCCCCACAAGCAGUAUGUGGAAGUUACCUUUGGGUUCUGUUCACAUUCUCCCUCAUGUAUAUAGUUAGAACACGGUAUUUCUGUGCCUAUAGACAACUUCUAAAUGGAGCUGUUUAGUGGAAGGCUCCAGAGGGGUGCUCUUACAGCUUGGAGAGGGAGAAGAAAAACUUUUUACAAAGGUCAUAAAAUCCCAUAAGGUGCUCUUCAUACAAUAGGUCAUUCCAUUAAUGUUAUGUUUAACAUUCUGCUCUAAACAGGUGGGUUUUUCAUGGUUUUGUACCAGGGUUUAAUAAGACAGAAUGCCUGACUCUGGGUAAACGGGUGUCAUACAAUUAGAAGCCAGAACAGUCCAUGGCUUUGCAGGCUAUGCUGCCCUCCAAUGCUCUGCUCCCUAGACUAAGAAAAAUGUAUGUCACAGAUUAGCUGUCUUUUGAUUUGGGCUUGGAGAUGUGCAAUGGUAGCUGAGAGUGUGUGUUCUGGCUCUUCUAGCUGUGAAAUUCCUUUGAAAUUCCUUUAUAACACACAUGAAUAUUCUAUGAUGCUAUUUCUGUGACAGCACCCGGCAACUAGCAGAGAUGUUUUGUCUGUUUCCUGCCUCCCCCAUUUCUCACUCCUUUCUCAUGUUCCUCCUCCUUGGCCCUCACUGCAGAUACGGUGUCGGUGUCUUUUUUGUUUAAGUGUACUUGUUUUCUCUGUUGGAAUCUUUAUGCAUGUUGCUGGAUGCAGGAAUAGACACUGGUUCAUUCAGAGUCUGUGGAUCUGGGGCAAGGCUAAUUCAGAAUAGAGGGCCCCUGACACUGAUUUAUGGUCAUUCCGCCUGACUAAUGGUUUAUAUUAGGAUUUGGAGUGGGUAAACUUAUCCUGAAUCUGUGUCAAAAUACUUAUUUUUAAGUGUUGAACAAUCGCUUGGUUUGACUUUGAUACAUCUAUAGUUUGUAAUAUUUUUGAGGGAUGGGGGGUGAGUGAGAGAAAAUAUUGUUACGAUUGAUCUCCCUCAAGGUCAGAAACCAUGCCCUAGGAUCCAGGUCAGGUCUAAUGUAUGACCACAAGGUGUAUGACACAAAGAAUUAUCCCUUUCAGUUAUUUUGAAGGGGAAGCUACCUUGAAGAAUAUACAUUUCUCUAUCUCAAGUGUUUUAUCUUUUUCAAUGUUUUUCUUUGUUUUUUAUACAUUUUUUUUUGUUGGUUUUUUACAGAGAAUUUACUGUAAGAAAAUAAAUCAUGCAUUUAAUCUUAAAUUGACAUGCUGCAAUGCGCACCAUUUUUGUUACAUUUUUAUUUAAUUAAAAUAAAGAAAAUAAAUGUUUGUUUCUAUUUCAAAUCUGUAGUUUGGUGGAAUACUUUUGUUAGCAACACAUUUUUCAUAUUGUAUUUUUCUAACAUUGCUUCCUGUUAUCACGUUAAUACAGUAUCAGUAAAAUUGAGAAAAAGCUGACACGCUGACUUUAAACAAAUGUUAAAAAUAUAUAAAUGUAUAUUGAAUUUUGUGUGCUGAAACCUUCUGGACCAGACAUUGUGUAUACUAAUAGUAGCAGCAGAAUGUUAUACUCUUUGUUCCUAAAAUAGUUUAAUAAGAUGUUACAGAAUUUACGCUGUCUGUUGUCUUUAUUGUUAGUUUAUUGCAUUUUGUUUAGAACUGUAUCUUACAAUUGCAGCCUUUAAAUAAAAAUACAGCACAACAUCUA
Molecule: messenger RNA, 7520 nt
Organism: Esox lucius (northern pike)
Lineage: Eukaryota; Metazoa; Chordata; Actinopteri; Esociformes; Esocidae
Gene: slc23a2
Product: solute carrier family 23 member 2
Exons: 16
Coding region: 319-2448 (709 amino acids)
Biological process (GO): L-ascorbic acid metabolic process; transmembrane transport
Cellular component (GO): membrane
Molecular function (GO): transmembrane transporter activity
Source: RefSeq, a predicted model, not a curated record